ACCCGGGGAGAGAGCACCGUCAGAGUCCGGGGAUCAGAGCUCCAAACCAGGGGAGAGAGCACCGCCAGAGACCGAGGAUCAGAGCUCCAAACCCGGGGAGAGAGCACCGUCAGAGUCCGGGGAUCAGAGCACCCAGCCUGGGGAGAGAGCACCGUCAGAGACCCCCUCUGAGAGCACCCAGCCCGAGACCCCCUCUGAGAGAACCCAGCCCGGGGAGAGAGCACCGUCAGAGACCCCCUCUGAGAGCACCCAGCUUAUGGAGGUAUCAGAGUCUGGUUCUGAGAUAACCCAGCCCAUGGACAGUUUAGCAGCAGGGUCUGGUGCCCAGCUGGUGGACUUGUUGCAGAGCUGCCCAGAACAGACCCUCCUGCUGGGCUCAGAGUUCUCCGGGCUGGGUCCAGACCUGGCCAACACCACCAUCAUCUACGUGCAGGCGGACGGCAGCCUGGUGGAGGGGUCGGGUCUGACGGCUGAGGAGCAGCAGGCCCUGCUGGAGCAGCUGACCCAGCAGCAGGUGGUCCAGGUCUCUGACAGCGAGGCGGCCCAGCUACUGCAUCAGAGCCAGCUGCUCAGAACCACCACGACCCACAACACAGCUCUGGACCCCAGCCAGCUGCAGCAGGUCAUCAACCAGGUCACCAAGUCCCAGCAGCAGGUCCAGGUCCCCCAGCAGAACCUUAAGCAGGUCCAGGUCUCCCAGCAGAACCUGAAGCAGGUCCAGGUCCCCCAGCAGAACCCCCAGCAGGUCCAGGUCCCCCAGCAGAACCUGAAGCAGGUCCAGGUCUCCCAGCAGAACCUGAAGCAGGUCCAGGUCCCCCAGCAGAACCUGAAGAACGCCUCCCAGCAGCUGAAGACUGCAGCCCAGCAGGUGGCCAUGCAGACCGGAGGCUCGGUGCAGGUGAUCCAGAAGAAGGUGAGUCAGACGGGGUCCUGGUCCAGGUCCAGGAGCUGCCUGAGCUGUUGA
Molecule: messenger RNA, 964 nt
Organism: Notothenia coriiceps (black rockcod)
Lineage: Eukaryota; Metazoa; Chordata; Actinopteri; Perciformes; Nototheniidae
Product: putative mediator of RNA polymerase II transcription subunit 12
Exons: 2
Coding region: 257-964 (235 amino acids)
Source: RefSeq, a predicted model, not a curated record